AUGAGAUCGAAUUAUUAUUCAACUCAUAGUGUGGUUACCUUUAUAAGAGCAUUUAAUGUUCAAGGAACACCUUCAUUAUGCAAAUUUACAGCAAUUGUCGAUGAUUUUUAUGAUUUAUAUGUUAAUGAUAUUUUUAUUGCAAGUAACACAUGGAAUGACAGAAUGGAAUAUGAUGUCACAUCUUAUAUUGUCACUGGUGCAAAUAAGUUCAAGGUUGUUGCAGCAAAUACUGGUGGGCCUGGAUGAUUGCCGUUUUCAGCUGAUAUUGAAUAUUGAUCUGGAAAACAAUAA
Messenger RNA from Blepharisma stoltei, 291 nucleotides. NCBI's taxonomy places the organism in Eukaryota, Ciliophora, Heterotrichea, Heterotrichida, Blepharismidae. The record is from the annotation of a GenBank genome assembly.